AUGGCUCGCACAAAUACCCCCGCCCUUCGAGGCGUCCUCCGCAACCUUCGCGCCCGCCCUCUUACAUUCCCGCAACAGAGACUGUUCGGCGCAUCAUCCCGCUGCUUAGCCAACGACAAGGACAAGCAGUCGCAACAGCCCUCCUUCAAAAGCCAGCUCUACGAGAGCACCCAGCAACGUCUCAAGCGCGAGAGAGCCGAACAAGAGCGUUUCGCGCAAUAUCAGCAGACCCAAUCUCCCGGCAGUCGCUAUGCCGCCUUGAUGUUCGCACUGGUCUUCUUCUCAACAGGCGCAUACUACCUAGGUUCUCUAAAACCCGCCUCCCUCCCAUCAUCCUCAACAACAACACUCCAAGACCUCGAAUCCCCCAGACACAACGUCACCCCCUCAAAUCUCCAGGCAGCAUGGGUAGACUUUGUCGAAAUCCUCGGCAAAGAAAACGUUUCUACAAACGCAGGCGAUUUAGAAUCCCACUCCGGCUCAGACUGGUCCUCCUACUCCGCCAAAGAAAAUGAAAAGCCCUUCCUAAUCCUCUACCCCUCCACCACCGAGGAAGUAUCCCGCUGCAUGAAGAUCUGUCACGCCCGUCUUAUCCCGGUCACGCCUUACUCGGGCGGCACCAGUCUCGAGGGCCAUUUCGCGUCUACUAGGGGCGGCGUCUGUAUUGAUUUCCGACGCAUGGAUCAAAUUAUUUCCCUACAUAAGCGCGAUUUGGACGUUGUUGUUCAACCGGCGCUUGGGUGGGAGGAUUUGAAUGAGGAACUUGCUAAGGAUGGGCUCUUCUUUCCGCCUGAUCCGGGUCCGGGCGCUAUGAUUGGUGGCAUGGUUGGUACCGGGUGUAGUGGGACGAAUGCGUAUCGGUAUGGGACGAUGCGCGAGUGGGUUCUUAGUUUGACGGUUGUCCUUGCUGACGGAACUGUUAUUAAGACGAGACAGCGUCCGCGCAAGUCGAGUGCUGGAUAUGAUUUGACGAGGCUUUUUAUUGGUUCUGAGGGAACGCUUGGUCUUGUUACCGAGGCUACGCUGAAAUUGACUGUUAAGCCGCAGAGCACGAAUGUCGCUGUUGCGUCGUUUGGAAGUAUCGCCAACGCGGCUGAGUGCGUUACUAGUGUUGUUGAGGCGGGGAUUCCAGUUGCUGGCGUGGAAAUUCUGGACGAUGUUCAGAUGAAGUGUAUCAAUGCUAGUCAGAGUACUAGUCGGCAGUGGAAGGAGUCGCCGACUAUCUUUUUCAAGUUUACUGGUACACCCGCCGCGGUGAAGGAGCAGAUUGGCAUGGUGCAGAAACUUGCGAAUAAGGCUUCUGGAAAAUCGUUCGAAUUUGCCAAGGGUGAGGAGGAAAUGACUGAACUUUGGAGUGCCAGGAAGCAGGCUCUGUGGAGUGUUAUGGCUAUGCGACGUGGUGCUGAUGAUCAUGUUUGGACGACGGAUGUCGCGGUGCCGAUGAGUAAGUUGCCGGAUAUCAUUGAGGCGACCAAGGCCGAUAUGACUGAGAGUGGUCUUUUGGCUGGUAUUUGUGGCCAUGUUGGUGAUGGGAACUUUCACGCUAUCAUCUUAUUCAAUGAUGGCGAGAAGAAGGUUGCCGAGGGCGUCGUUCACCGCAUGGUGAAACGUGCCGUGGAGAUGGAGGGAACCGUGACAGGUGAACACGGCGUCGGUCUCGUUAAGCGGGAUUAUCUUGCCCAUGAGCUGGGUGAGACUACGGUGGAUGCCAUGCGCCGGUUAAAAUUGGCCUAUGAUCCUCUCCGUCUGCUCAACUGCGACAAGGUCGUUCGAAUUGAACAGCCUGCACCUGGCGAGAUCAAGAAAUGGUAA
Molecule: messenger RNA, 1812 nt
Organism: Penicillium cosmopolitanum
Lineage: Eukaryota; Fungi; Ascomycota; Eurotiomycetes; Eurotiales; Aspergillaceae
Product: FAD-binding oxidoreductase
Exons: 4
Coding region: 1-1812 (603 amino acids)
Biological process (GO): lactate catabolic process
Cellular component (GO): mitochondrion
Molecular function (GO): D-lactate dehydrogenase (NAD+) activity; FAD binding; D-lactate dehydrogenase (cytochrome) activity
Source: RefSeq, a predicted model, not a curated record